CAACAAAAAUCUGGCAACUCUACUGCAAAAACAAAACAAAUGCACGUGUGAUUUUGUUUGGUGCCUGAAGAAUUGAAUUAAACAAGCAUAAUUUAAAUAAUAAUUAACUUCAUCAUGGAUACUCAUGAUAUAUUUCGUCAAUUGACCGCAGGAGUGCGGUUUACCAAAAAGCGUACCGCGCCACCGGCAGUUAACGCGAAGAAGUCUCAAAUCAUUGCAAAAGAGGAGUUGCCCAAGCCAGCAAAAGUUGCCAAGUUAGCAGAGGAUGACACUGCAACCCAACAGUUUCGAUUGCUAGCCGACAACAUUGGCAGUAACGACACGACAAAUCCAGCCAAAGAUAAACGUAAGAAGGGUAACAAAAAACAAUUGUCACCGGAGCAGUUGGAGCAACAACAGCGCGAGGAGCAGGUGCAGGCCAUACGUAAAGAGCACGGUAUUACAGUGCUGGGCAAGGAUGUGCCCGCGCCCAUUUCAACAUUCGAUGAGCUGCAGCAAUACAAACUGUUGCCCCGACUCAAGGAGAAUCUUUUGUCGUUUGGCUUCGAGCAACCGACGCCCAUUCAAAUGCAAGCGCUUCCCGUGCUGCUCAAGAAUCGAGCACUUAUGGCGUGUGCACCAACUGGAUCGGGUAAAACAUUGGCCUUUCUUACGCCCAUUAUCAAUGGACUGCGCUGCCACCAGACAACAGGAUUACGUGCUCUCGUCUUGGCGCCUACUCGCGAGUUGGCUCAGCAAAUCUAUCGGGCUUGCAUGGAGCUAACUCGCUCCACGGGCUUGAGAGCGCACAUCAUCAGCAAAGUGAGUGAAGCGCAUCAGCAAUAUGGUCCGGAGUGCAAGCAAAAAUAUGAUAUUCUGGUGUCGACACCAAACCGAGUGCGUUUCCUACUGCAACAGCAGCCGCCGUUGCUUGAUUUGUCGCGCAUUGAAUGGUUUGUGCUCGACGAAGCGGAUCGCCUGAUGGAGGAUGGCAAGAACAACUUCAAGGAACAACUGGAUGUGAUCUAUGAAGCCUGCACGCAUUCCCAGAAGCGUGUGGCAUUCUUCAGUGCCACAUACACGGUGCCCGUGGCCAAGUGGGCCUUGCGUCACCUCAAGCAACUGGUGCGCGUGACCAUUGGUGUGGCAAACAGUGCCACGGAUACAGUGCAGCAGGAGCUGCUCUUCGUUGGCUCUGAGAGUGGCAAAUUAAUAGCUGUGCGAGAAAUGGUGCGCCAGGGAUUGCAGCCGCCUGUGCUUGUGUUUGUGCAGAGCAAGGAGCGUGCCAAGCAGCUGUUCGAGGAGCUGCUCUACGAUGGCAUCAAUGUGGACGUCAUACACGCCGAACGUACGCAGCAUCAGCGAGAUAAUUGUGUGCGCGCCUUCCGAGAGGGUAACAUUUGGGUGCUGAUCUGUACGGAGCUGAUGGGGCGUGGUAUUGACUUUAAGGGCGUUAAUCUGGUCAUCAACUAUGACUUUCCCCCCACCAGCAUCUCGUACAUUCAUCGCAUUGGACGCACUGGUCGCGCUGGACGACCAGGACGCGCUGUUACCUUCUUCACGCAAGACGACACGGCCAACUUGAGAAGCAUCGCACAGAUCAUCAAGAACUCUGGUGGCGAAGUGCCUGAUUACAUGUUGAAAAUGAAAAAGGUGAAGAAAUCCGAGGCCAAAAUGCGUGCCAAGAAGCCUCUGGAGCGUGAGGAUAUAUCCACGAAAAUUAAAGCUGAAAGGCUGCCGCUGCCAAGAGAAUUCGAUAAGACGAAGAAGCCCAUGCAAGCAGGGAAAACGCAAAAGCAGCAAAAGAAAAAGGAUACGGGGAAAAAGCCAGAAAAUAAAAAGCCUAAAAAAGUUAAGAAGUCAAACUAAUUAAGAUACAAAUUUGUCUAAUAUGCUUUAGGAAAAUAUAUAUUCAUCUGUUUAUUAAAAUCGUA
Molecule: messenger RNA, 1913 nt
Organism: Drosophila albomicans
Lineage: Eukaryota; Metazoa; Arthropoda; Insecta; Diptera; Drosophilidae
Gene: ais
Product: probable ATP-dependent RNA helicase DDX52
Exons: 3
Coding region: 115-1848 (577 amino acids)
Biological process (GO): maturation of SSU-rRNA
Molecular function (GO): nucleic acid binding; ATP binding; RNA helicase activity
Source: RefSeq, a predicted model, not a curated record